AUUUCGAGCUACGAAAACCGGUGAAUAUAUAAUUGGAUGAAGCAGAGAAAAAUGUGCGAAUAUUGUACCAUCUCAUUUAUCUCCUAGAUAGUUGAACACCGCAUUCAAGCAUAUGAUGAAUUCAUAAAAGUAUAGUGCUGUUAAAACAAAGGUAAAGUUGUUUAAUCUUAAUUAAUAGUAAAAUGUAAUGAGCGACAAUUAGUGUUGAUUCUUUGUUAAAAUUUAUAUACUUGAAAUUCAGAUCAUGUCGAGUGGGAGCGCAAACGUUUCCAGGGUUAGACCUACCGAUCCAACAUUUAUUUCAUCUACGCUGCAGUCAUCAACAAUUGAUAUAGAACGCGAUUCCUGUUUGUUCGGAAUAGUUGAAUACGAUGUUAUUCCUGCAGCUGCCUGUGCCAUUUGCGCAAUUUUUGGUCUAUUAUAUACAUUCUUCGGGUAUAAAUUUUUCAAAGCUGUUAUGUUCAUUACUGGUCUAAUGCUUGGUGGUUCAUUAACAUGGUUAAUAUGCAAAAAUGCAGAAGCCGAAGUGCUCGGUACUGGUGGUGCGAUAGGGAUAUCCUUUGCAGCUGGACUAAUGACAGGCCUUAUAACAAUGCUCUUGGAAAUGGUUGGCUUAUUUAUAACCGGAUUCGUAUUAGGAGGUCUUUUAGGGAUAUCAACCUUAGUCAGUAUUCUUUAUCUAGCUCCCGAGCCUCUAUCUAGAUGGAGCAGUCUCGGCUUAAUUCUGGGUAUUGGUCUAUUGUUUGCUCUUUCUACACUCUAUUGGAAAAGAGCUCUGGUCAUUGUAGGAACAUCAGGAACAGGAGCUUUUCUCUUAACAAUUUCGCUCGAUUAUUUUGUUGAAGAGUUUAGAGCGGUUAAAAUAAUACCGGCGGCAUUGCACCAAUUAAAAGACGAUCCAAAACCUGAACUCUGUUGGAUUUCUUGGGUUUUAUUAAUUUUUUGGCCAUUCGCCACACUCAUUGGCAUAGUGAUUCAAUUUCGUGUAACUUCAAAGACAAAAAAAGAAAGAUCGACUGUUGUGCGUGGAAGAAAGCAGAAAAGAAUAACUGUAAAAUCGGCUAGAGUUUACAGACCCACAAAUCCCGCCCGCAGCCAUAGGCCUAUGCAGCCCGUUGCCAGACAGCAACAACAACAGCAGCAGCAACCUCCUUACAACAAUUCAGGAGGGUCCGCUAACAGAUACAGACAAUUAUAUCAAGUUAGGAGGUUUAAUGGAGACGUGAUUAGUCAAUGCGGUAUAGAAAAUAUUAGACACGAAUUAUCACCUGCUAUGAGAACAGUCUUAGAAAGAUCUAGGUCUGUCAGUCAAGCAUAA
Dimorphilus gyrociliatus is the source of this 1318-nucleotide messenger RNA. The record is from the annotation of a GenBank genome assembly. Lineage: Eukaryota; Metazoa; Annelida; Polychaeta; Dinophilidae.